AAAUCAACACAUGGCAAUGUGUUAACACAGUCAAAAGGAAAUGGCGUAUAUCCGCCAUUGCUCCCAUUGCUUCUUCUUCCACCGAGCACCCUCGCGCGCGCACACACACGCACUCGCGCUCGCGCACACACACACACACACAUGGACACAAGCAACUAAUGACGUCGGACUCAUGCUGCGUAAACACCGACAGCUUCUCGUGGACGUGUCGUGAAGCAGCGCACGAUUCCACCGCAGUGAAAGUUGUGUUCAUUGGGUUUUCUAAGGGAAGUGCCCCGUCAACGCACUAGUUUGGGAUUUGACAAGCAACACAUAUUCAUCCGCUUCUACAUGAGUGUCAAGAGCACGGCAGUACCCGGAUGGAGUGUCAUGGCCGCCGUCGCUGUGGUUCCACAGAGAGGAGAGAAGGAAGGCAAAUGUUUCUGAUGUGUGUGUGGGGUUUUUUUUUUUUUCAAGCUCAGCCUUGUUUCCGUGAUGUCGGAUGUUGACGGGACGCCGCCUCAACUUGCACCGAGUUCAUAGGACAGUGGCCAUACUACAAGCUCCUGCUCUUCAAAGAGGACAUGUAUUGAUGUUUUCCUGAACGAGUACAGAUAUCUGCAAAUUUACAACUAUGGAAGAAGACUUCAUAAUACCUCAUGAUCCUGCCAAAAACUGCAGCAUAUCAGUAAUAGUGGAAGAAAAAGACAAGGUAAAAGACUUGUAUAAGCAUUUCAGAGAAGUGACAGAUGGGUCACACUUAAAUAAUGCAGAAGAAUCUUCCAUCAAGGAGCAUGGAAGUUCCACCAAGAAAGAUAAACCAGCACUCAAUAAAGGCCAUUGUAAAAUUCAGCAAGGGGCUGUUUUCUCUGGAAAGAUUCUGAGUUUUGGAUGCUGCGUGUGUAAAGACGAUUCCACAUACAGCCCCAAUGAUCUCCUCAAACAUUUCCGAGCGGCCCAUGAAGGAACCCUUCCGACAUACCCUUGUGAUCUGUGUGGCUUUGUCACAAACGAGUUUCCUGCUCUCCAACGCCAUCGGAUUGAGCACAAAAAUACCCUCGUUACAUGCGAGCUCUGCAACGAUGAUGUUCAAUACUCUCUGCUUUUGCUCACCAGACACUACAUCAUGUGUCACAGUCUAAAUGGACAGUUUAACUGUGACUGGUGUGAGUUUACUACUGUGGAUGCAGGGACAUUCGUGCAACACAUCCAUCAUCAUAAUGAGAGUCAUUGGAAGUGUUUAAAAUGCAGACACAUCAGCUUGAACGAAGAAGGUCACCAGAGGCACAUGAAAGCUCACUCGGAUACAUUUCCCUUCACUUGUCAGAUCUGUGGAUAUGGUGCAACACGAAGCGAAUACCUGAAAAAACACACUUCAGCUGUUCACAAACAGGAGGCUGAGAAAAGGAAGGCUUGGAAGUCCAUAGAAGACAGCAGCAAUCCAGCAAAUGCAACUGCAACCUUAAAACUGUUGCUGAAAAAGAAUUCUGAAGCACAGGAGGGUCAGAGGAUAUCAAAAGUAAACUGUUUUUCUGGGAGUUUUUCCUUCCAAAAUGGCAUUUCAUUUGAGGAUGCCCACCACUUUGUGGAUGGCACUAUUGCAAAAAAGGACACUAAAAACGGGAGCAGAGGUUCUCAUAACACAGAACAGUCAACACCAGUAAUGUUACCAGAAUGUGACAACUCUGCCUGCUCUGAUGCUGCCAUUCACACGAAUCCUAAUGCGCUGACUGUUCUGAUGGUUAAGAACAAAAUUUCUCUUCCUCCCAAUUGUACAACCAAAGUGAUGGGAUUCAAAAUGGUUGAUGGCAAAAAACAUUUGGUCCUUAAAGUGAUCCCAACAGCCAAACAAGACUCAACCAUUCAGAACAAUUCCUCAAUUGAAGAUGUGGGAUUCUUGGAACAAAAUUCUGUGUUGGAUGAAAGGAAAGACUCUGUUGAGAAUGGGGAAAGCUUUCAUAGCAAGAGCUCUACGUCACAUUGUUUUACAGCUUCACCAAGAAUUGAAUCUUGCAUACAGAUGGAUCAAGAUGAUAUUAUGGCAGUAAAAGUGAAGAUUGAGGAGGAAGAAACCUCUGUUUGCCACCUUGAUUCCACCCCACACAGAGAUUAUGUUGAGACAGAAGCUACUCCUUUACAAAAAAUGUCUUCGGCUUGUGCUGAUAUCUUCUAUUCCAUAACAAAUGAUCAUGUGAGCGACCAAAAUCACCCAAGUCAAACAUGCUCAGAGAGAAAUACAUUUGAUAGUAACUCAAUCUCUGUAACAGUUAAUUCUGAUGCAACUGGCCGUAGCAGUUCUAAAAUAAGUAAAACUUUAACAGCAUGUGCUAGUAACAACACUGUUUUAUCUUCACCUUCAAAAGUUGCUCAGGAAAAACUGCUUUCCAAAUCUGUCUCCAAAAAAACUACUAGAAACCUUGGUGCUGCAAAUGAGUUAUCACUGACUGACAGAGUGGCAGAUAAACCUAUUAAGGAACACAAAGUAAACUCUUCUUUUCACAAUAUAGAAAAUGAUGAACAAUCUUGUCUAAGUACUCCAGACAUGACUAAUAGUGCUGGACCUGAGAGUAAACAUAAAAAUGGACGGCGAAAUUUAAGAAAGCUUUCAUCAAAUCCAGUGCCUGCAUCAGAGUCAUCCCCACACACUCCAGGUAGCAGAGAAAGUGCUCUGGGCACUGAAAACUGCACUCAAAAUUCACCGAACCAGGAAGUGUUUACCUUUCAUAAUUAUUCCAAGGAAACAUUCUGUACUUCACCUAACACUUCCCAAAGCUUUGACAAUAUGUCUGAAUACCCAUCUGACAAAGAAGGUUUUUGUGAAUCCUCACAGUUCAGCCUGACAUUGGCAGAGUCUCCAGAGCCAUUCAGGGAAAAGGGCAAAGGGUCAACAAAUCGGGAGAGAAUGAAGAAUGUUUCAGGUAGUGAUUUUGAGGUUGAUGAGUGCAUAACUAGUUUUGAUGAUCCUGCCACUGAAGAUGAAAAUCCAGAGUCAGUGUUCCAAGACUUUAAUAUCAUCAAAAUUGAAGAGGACAGCAUUCCAAUAUCAAAAACGCAGUCAGAGUCAAAGAGUAAUUCAACUUCCUUUGCCAGUUUUGUAGAAGAACAUUCAGAUGAAAUCAUUACCCAACAGCUUCACAAGGAAAGAGUAAAAUGUUCAAAUGCCAGCAAUGAUUCUUUGAAACAAUCAAAAACAACUCUGCGAUUUCUUCAAUUGCCAGAGGGCAAGAAGCCAUUACUCCUGAGGACUACUGAGAAUCAAUUUGCCAUCCCAGGCUUCAAACUGAUAUCCAAUUCUUCAAAUCCUCAGAUUAAUGUCUCUUACUUGAAGCAAGGGGCAGAAAGAUCAAGUAACCAAACUGGUGGAACUUUAACCCCAAACAGCUGGACAGUAGGUGUAUCAACGCCAAAGGCAGGGGUGACUGAAAAAGGGACGGCUCUUCUCUCUGCUGUUCAACCAGGUGUUGGUACCACCUCAAGUCACUACCUUAUCAACAGACCAGGUUUAAAAGGUCCUGUACUCCUUUCAAGCUCACCACAUAAUACACCCAUGGACAAAUCGGCAAAGACACCACCUACUUGCUACUUGGUACAAAGGUCUCUUCCAUUUCUCCACACCCCCGGUAGUCCCGGCCUCAGACUGGCAAGUUCACAAGACCCACUGAACUCACGGCCAGUUCUGGCCAUGCCCAUGAGCUCUUCAGACAAACCCAGCACUCUGCAGCCUGGUCGACAAGCAUUCUUGCUCCGGUACAUUUCUCCUUCCAAAUCAGGCCUACUUCUGAACAACCAAGACACAAAGACUGGGAGUCAGUGCAGCCAUACCAGUGAGAGCCCAGGAAACAAACUCAUAUUCAAAAUUGUCACCCCUACUGGUAGCCUCCUUACAAGUGGUGCUCCCACCUCAAGCAGUCAACCUUUGUUUUUGGCCACUAGACCUCAGACCCAGUGCUUUCUGCUGUCAUCAAACAAAACUAAGGCAAAUGCCUCCAAUGGAGUCAAGAAAUUGAUGACCAUCCAAAAUACUGCACAGAAAGAUGUCAGGGGAUCUUGUAUUUCACCCACUGAACUGAAUGUAAAAGUGCAACCGUGUGAAGCAGAGAAGCCUAUUCUAGCCCCAAGGCCAAUUCGUCCUCCAAGCCAAAGGAAAAGGCGCAUAAAACCAUUGUUUGACGAACUUCCAGCAAGUGUGCAUAAAGCAAGAAGACUCUCAAAUAGAGUACUGACUGAGAAAGAGACUGCUGUCUUAUGGAAGCCCGUAGCCAAAGAAGUUGAAAGGACACUGAGACUUGCCCCAUUCAGUUCUCUACAGCAGGUCAAAUGUCCUCGUCGGUACCAACCCGUUGUGGUGCUCAAUCAUCCUGAUGCUGACAUUCCCGAAGUGGCCAAUAUCAUGAAGGUAGUUAACAGGUACAAAGGUGCUGUUACUAAGGUCUCUCUGUGUCAGAAAACAACCCAAGCACUCUCUGAGCUUGGUGCUCAAGGGAAGAACUACUCAACCAAAGGUGUGUCAUCUCGUGGCGAUGAUCCAAGACCUCGGCCAGUUCGUAGUUCUGUCCGAGAACGAUUCCUUCUGAAACUUAAGCUAAGGAAAAAAAGCAAAAAAAAAUAUGAGGUAGUGGAAAAUUUAUCAGGUUGUAGACAAGAGUCCAUGGUGUUCGACUGCUGGUUUUGUGGUCGACUCUUCAACAGCCAAGAAGAGUGGAUUGGCCAUGGCCAGCGGCACCUCAUGGAGGCAACUAGAGACUGGAAUAAACUGUUCUAAACUUUUCCAUUUCCUUCAAAUGGCUCCAUAUUCUGUCCGUAUGAGGUGGAACAAAUUAUAUAUGUUGUAUAUUUUUAAUGACCUUCCAUUAUGUUUGUUCUGAACAUGUCAAUACAUAUUCUUAGGUGAAUUAUAGUUUAUCUUUUCAUAUGUGCAUAUUCUGGUAAUUUAUGUACUGGUAGCAUGAUUGAUAUCAUGCAUGCACAGAUCACAUUGAACUGUGAAAAUGGUACACUGUAAUCAGGAGUUGUAGGAGCACUGGCUUAAAAAAGGGGAUAAUAUCAGUAAAGGUUAUAUUAGUUGGAUUAAAUGACUCAGGUGAUUUCAUAUUGAUUUGAUUUGCCAUUUUUGCGCAUAAAUAUCAAACAAGCAUAGGCCUAGUUCAAGGGACUUUUGUAUAUGUUAUUAUCCUGCACAUGAGGACAGGAAACUUUAUUGUACAGCUUAACUGAUGACAAGUUCAAUUGUUUUGCGCUUUUGUUGUAAAAAAUGUUCUGUCCAAAAAAUUCCUUUUAUGUACAUUUUAAUUAAGAGGAUACCAUUUUACACUAUUAUCAGGUGUAGUCUAGUUUUCUAAUGAGGAUUUUGUCAACCUGUAGCAUGCGUUUGUCAUAGGCAGAGCUGAGAUUUUUCAUAGUAAUGUUUUUAGUCUGCCAAAUGUGGCAAGCAGCAAAAUACUGAAUCUUUGACACAGGGAUACUUUAUUAAUCACUGCAAGUACUUGACAAAUGAAGAUCGGCCCAUAAUACACCCUAUGCAAUUUCAUUCAACUUAAGUUUUGUUGUGAGCAGCUCAGGCUUUUAGCUUGUGUUCAUGUUGUGAGACACGCAAUCACAUUUAAAUCUCAAUUUAAUGAUAACAUCUCAACAGUCCCGUAAAUUUGCUUUAAGAUGAGAAGAACAUUUUGUGGGUUGUAAUGUUCCUUCACAGUAGAUUCAGAUACAGGAUGUAAACAUCUAGAGAGACAUGACAUGACAAUCUGUAUCGGAAAAUACAAAAAUGUCAAAGUGAAGUGUUUUCAUGGGACCUGAAAGUAAGAUUUGGCAUCUGUUAAAACUUUGGAUACCACAGUUGACAAAAUAGUUGCAUUAUUGAAAUCAUUGUUUAUUGGAAAGGUACAAAUUCUCUCCAAGUACCCCAAAUAUUAAGUGAUCAGUGGUAACAAAUUACUGUACAUCCUUAAAUUUAACAAGUUAUUAAAGGCCAAAUGAUUAUUCCCCUCCGGGAAGUAUAAUUAUUCAUAGGGAGUAGCUUAACAGUGAUUUAUUUAAAAAAACAACAGAAAAACAUCUAAGUUAGAACAAUUUAUAGAAGUUAAAGAAAGGAAAUGGUACAAGGACCAGUAGUGAAAUAACAUCACAUAAGACAAACAGCAAGGCUUCUUCAUAAAUAUAAUGAAAGGUAAUAUGCUAAAAUGGGGAGCAUAGAAUGCUUGGCCAACAUUUAAGAAAAUGCAGUAUAUAUACACACACACGUUUUUUUUUCUUCUGUAAAUUUGUGUUAUAAACUGUCAGUCACACUAAUAUUGUAACAUGGUUUGGUUGCCAACAGGGAGAAUCAAACCAAAAGAAAUGUUUGAUCGGUUCAAAUCUGCCCAGCUAAGAAUGUCAAGUCCUGUGUAACUCCACCACCCGCUACAAAAUAACGCUGUAUGACCCACUUGGACCACUACAAAAGCUCUUUGGGAAAUGGUAAAAACAUAUGUUUGACCCUUUAACCUGUGUUACUGCAGCUAGGGCUGAUUAGAGAACGGAUAGACGUCACUUUUAUAAUGAGAGGGGCUGGCUGGAUCACCCCAACAUCUCAUACCAUUUUAAUGUACAGUAAGCACAUAAUGUGACAGCAGAAAACAUGUACCCUGUACAGGAAUAGCUAGGUGUGUGAAAUGGACCCAAGAUAAAAAUGCAGAAAAGGUUUUUUUUUUACUGUUUUUAGUUCGAUAAAGUUUCUUGGUAAUGUAAAACAUUCUGCGAGGUGAUUCAUAUUUACCGAUCUUUGGUUUUCCUGCUCUAUAGACGUAAUAGGAGUAGUAGGAUCCUUGAAGGUGAUCCACAUAUUUCACUUACCCCUUUUAUUGCAUUCAUGUUGUACUGUAAAUCUGCUCACUGUCUUCAAGCUCAGUAUGCUGUACAUACAUUUAUUUCAAUUUUACACCUCAUACUUUUACAGCAAAAGGACAUGGACUUAGUUUUUUCUUCCUGGGUGUUUAAUGAUUGUUUUUCAUGAUUAUCCAACUCUGUAAAUGAAUGUUUUAUUCCGUUCAAUAUGCAAAGUCGAGUGAAUAAUGCAAGCCAUGCAAAUAUUUUAAUAUUUUAAAUGUUUUUUUUUAAAACAGUCAGCCUCCACUAGCUGGUGUCCUGACCUCAGCAGGACAUUUCAAAGUUGAUUCAAACAAUGCAUUAAAUAAAUUACUAAUAUCCAUAGAUUAAGCAUCGAUAUUAGAGCUCCUUCAUUUGUGAGUCGCUAGAAAAACUUUUUCUCAGUCCAUCAGCUGUUUUCACAAGCUCUCCUUGAAGAGAUUGUUCUAUAUUUUACUGAAUACACUUGGUUUAUUUAAUUUGGUUUAUGCCUCUGUACAGGCUCAAGUCGAUGUCAGCCAAACUUGACGAGGCUCAGUCACUGCAUCUGGCUGGUGUGUGUCAAGAAAUGGUUCCAGUAGAUAACUCCCCCCAAAACCGCAAAUUGCCAUCCCUAAAUUCUUUAUGACAAAUAAAUCACAUGGAACAUGGAGAGCUGUUAGCUUGAAGUGUCUUCGAGUGUAUUUCUGGACAUUGAAAGGCCAGCGGUUUCCCCUGCUAACCACGCCAACCAUAAACUAACUCCAACUCUGUACUGUAUUGAAAUCCAUACCCAUCUUAUAUUUCUGUAUGUUGCUCUAAUAGAGAAACCAGUACGUGUGUUUGUCAGAACAUUGACUGUUCUUUAAUACACCAGGGUAGCUAUCUCCUAAAAAAAAAAAAAAAACUCUCCUAUGUUCUUAAUGAAGCCCCAUUUCAAAACCCAUCAUCUGUUUAUCCCUUUAGAUGACAGCCCAGCUCAAUCAGAACCUUUGUAAAAUCUACCCUUUACAAUUGAAGUUAAAUAUGCCAGCUUGUAAAAUGUCUGAAAUCCCAAGUGUUAUAGCUUUGGUUUAAGGACUUAAGUUAUCUCCUAUCCCCAAAUAGUCACGUUGUGAAUAUUUUUCUUCAAUAAAUUGUGCUGUUUGGAAUCAUACUCUCAAGGGCUACAUCUAAAAAAUACUGCUCAAAUAUACUUGAAAUGAAAAGAUAAAAAAAGUAACUCAAGGUUACUUAUACUUGCAUCUUUGCAAUUUGUAUCUCCUUUGGUUUGUGAUGAAUGUGAUUUGUAUUUUCUAAAAUGCAAGUGAUUUCAACAUUUUAAUGCCAAUACAGUGUCAAGAUUGUGUUUUGAUCUAUAGAGCUGCUCACGGCUGACAAAAGUGAGCCUCACAUCCAAACUCGGUGCAGUCAUUUGACAUGUGCACUGUUACUAAGCCUGCAUAGCUUUUGAUUUAGUGACUGCCUGAUUUUGACCACAGCCAAAUGGAUGCAAACAGUUUGUUUCUGAUGGGUUGUUUGUUUGAGACGGAUCCACAUGGCUUCACUACUACGUUACAAGCACCUUCGUCUGUUUUGCUUUUUCUUCACUGCUCUCAGAAGUAUUGUGAUAACUUGACACCGCUCAUUGUGUGGGGAUGUGCUACUAGAUCAUGUUAUUUGGUCAGCUGUUCUGCUCUACUCGUCAACAUACCAUAUUAUAGGUUUCUCCCCUCAAAUGCUGAACCCAUGAUGUACAGUAAACUGUUCCUGUCCAGCUGCCUGUUAAAUCUUUUUAGAAUCUUUCCUCAUGCUAUAAGUGCCUCAAAUGUCCUUUCGCAGGUUGACAAUGUGUACUGUGUUGUUUUGUUUAUCUUAGUGGUUCACUCUCCUGAAAUAAAUGUACAUACCUUA
Messenger RNA from Hippoglossus stenolepis (Pacific halibut), 8691 nucleotides. RefSeq names its product zinc finger protein 518A. Lineage: Eukaryota; Metazoa; Chordata; Actinopteri; Pleuronectiformes; Pleuronectidae. Gene Ontology annotation, molecular function: DNA-binding transcription factor activity, RNA polymerase II-specific; RNA polymerase II transcription regulatory region sequence-specific DNA binding. Gene Ontology annotation, cellular component: nucleus. Gene Ontology annotation, biological process: regulation of transcription by RNA polymerase II. The transcript has 3 exons. Bases 614 to 4741 code for a protein of 1375 amino acids. The record is from RefSeq and is a predicted model, not a curated record.